CCCUCUCCCCUAUCCCUUCUCCUCUCCCCUCUUUCCCCGGGACCUCUUCCUCCUGCGUUCUGGGCAAGAAGACAGAAGGGCAGUUCUGCUCUCUUUUUUCUCCGUCCGUCUUUUCUCCUUGGCCAUUUCACAAUCCCUCCCCUCUCUCCUCUCCCCCCCUCCCCUCUCCCUGCAGGGCGGGCAAGAGGCGCAGCACGGCAGGCCACAGCUGCACGAGCGGAUCACGGAGACAGUGGCGACACGCCCACCCGCGGAACCCUUUCCUGACGGUGGGGGGCAUACUGCUGGUGGUGGUGGUGGUGGUGGUGGUUCGAAGCGGCAUCAUGAUGGAGAUGGGGAGAGGAAGAGGAGGAUUCAGGCUUUGAGUAUACAGAGGAUGAAAAGACAGUUGUUCUGGACGAGACCGAGGGGGGAGAGGGUGGUAAGGGGAGGUAAGGAGGAGCCAAGAAGGGGGUGGGCGCAGGGGGGAAUGACGGAGAGGGGAUAA
Molecule: messenger RNA, 487 nt
Organism: Closterium sp. Naga37s-1
Lineage: Eukaryota; Viridiplantae; Streptophyta; Zygnematophyceae; Desmidiales; Closteriaceae
Source: the annotation of a GenBank genome assembly